Molecule: messenger RNA, 1649 nt
Organism: Aspergillus alliaceus
Lineage: Eukaryota; Fungi; Ascomycota; Eurotiomycetes; Eurotiales; Aspergillaceae
Product: Zn(II)2Cys6 transcription factor domain-containing protein
Exons: 4
Coding region: 98-1603 (501 amino acids)
Biological process (GO): regulation of DNA-templated transcription
Molecular function (GO): zinc ion binding; DNA-binding transcription factor activity, RNA polymerase II-specific
Source: RefSeq, a predicted model, not a curated record
AUUCGAUAUAGCCUCUAACAACGGGCAUGUAUGGUGAGAAACAAGAAAGACGUGCACAGUCUUGGGGUAAUCUUUCCGAGCCCUACGAGUUUUCCGUAUGAAGCCGCGGCAGCGCACUGUUUGUAACAAUUGCAGGAUUCGGAAGCUGGGGUGUGACGGAAAGAGUCCUGCUUGCAGUCAAUGUGUCCUUACGAGGCAGCAAUGCGAAGGCUACCCAAAUAAUUGGACGUUUGUCUCACAGAACCGGAUCGCCUCGAACAAGAAAAAGAUUAGAAAAAGAGACAUCCAGCACGACGACUCAAAGCCUAGUCAUCCGACCUCCGCAUCGAACAGCCAGCCGGUCCAUCCAAGUGAUACAUUAAGAAGGACCUCGACACCACGACCGCAGUCCUUCAAUCCGACCUUGGUACAGCUGAACUGGCCGAUCACGAACCAAUAUAUAGACUUCAUCGUACAGGCUUACAUCCCAGGCGAUGAAGUAUCUCGCGAAUCUUCCGGGACUCAAUCGCAUGUAUGCGGGUCUUGGGUUGAGGCUCUUCCUCAUCUUAGCCGCGCCAAUGAUCCGAAUGGUAUCCUAUCCGCUGCAAUCAAGGCCUUGUUUGCUUCUAUAGCGCAACGGGGGUCCUGGCGAUUAAAUGCGAGGCCAGAUGCUACAGAAUCCUACUACACCGCUAUCCAGUCGCUACAGAGAGGCUUCAGCAUCCCCGGAUACCGUUUCGGAGCACAAUUCGUAGCUUCCAUAAUGUGUCUAUGCCUUACCGAACUCAUACUGCCCAAGUCUCCCUCGGGGCCAGUGCUGCAUGCUAAUGCUAUCAGCGGGCUAUUCGAAGCUCACGGCCCUCAAGCCUUCCGAUAUGGGAUUCUACACAAGCUAUUCGUUGGCUUUCUUCCCCUUGUGGUAGUCGAAGCCUUUCGGAAGCGCCAGCCAACAUUUCUUGCUUUGCAGGAAUGGCAGAGUGAACCAUUUAGCAUCAACCCCCCUUCGAUUAUGCAAAGACUGCUUUGUGGAGUCGCGACCAUUCCUUCUAUACUAUAUAAGAUUGACCAAGAAUAUGAUGCAAGAAUUCGGCCUACGACAUCCACGUCUAGCCCAAACUUAUGUUUACUCACUGAUGCGCUCACAAGUCUUGAGCUUUUCGAAUCCUUACUUAUCGACACCCAGGGCAGGCCCAACUAUGAGCUACCUCACGAAGGAUGGGAGCUAUCCAAUCCUGCCCUCUGGUUCCCGAACAUAAGUAUAGCAAAUAUGUUCACACACCUCUGGGCCUUCAAGAUCGUUUGUCUUGCUGAGAUUUACAAAUUGGAUGCAAAUUGCUCUCAUUUCCCAGCAAAUGAGACUCCACUGGCCAACGUCAAUUCAGGCAUUAUUGGCCAACAUAUGAUAACCCUAUCACAGUGGAUAUGUCGCAGCAUGGAGUAUAUGCUGCAGGAGAAGAUGGCGCUUUUUGGCCCAGCGUCUACAUUCUUUCCGCUUCAAAUCGCCUAUAGAACGUUGAGAAAGGACGCGUCGAAACAGCCGGAUGUUACUUAUUGUGAGCAGAUUGUAGCACGUCUGGUUGAGAAGGGUUUCCAGGUCGCGCCUUAUUUUGUGUACAGUGAUUAGUGCUUGGUCGGUAUAGGUCGUGAGAAAUAAUGAAGCUCGAUAAAUC